Molecule: messenger RNA, 1413 nt
Organism: Pipistrellus nathusii (Nathusius's pipistrelle)
Lineage: Eukaryota; Metazoa; Chordata; Mammalia; Chiroptera; Vespertilionidae
Source: the annotation of a GenBank genome assembly
AUGAGCGGCCUAGCCGGGGCCGAGGGGGCCCUGUACCCCCAGACCUGCAGCCCCGGUGCUCCCGCCCCCGCCCCCGGACAGCCGGACCCAGACCAGAGCCCGAAGCUCCGUGAGGAAACCGAGGCGUCACAGGUGAUGGCGGAGCCGGGGGAGGGAGGCUCGGAGGCCGUCGCCCUCCCGCCGGCCCAGCUGCCAGAGGAGGAGGAGGAGGAGGAGGAGGGAGCGUCACCCGACCCUGCGGCCGGUGGGGCCGGCGGCCGUACCCCCCCGGCCCCAGGCGGCGGGGGUGACGGUUUCCGAGCGCCUGAAGCGGAGCCGGAGCAGGCCCCGCCCCCCGCCGGGGCCCCGGCGGCCGAGCCGGUGUCCAUGGCAACGGGCCGCGGCCCCAACAAUGGCGGUCAGCGCGGCCCCGGGGCGGCGCAGGCCGCGGAAGCCUGUGGCGCAGAGAAGCCGGGGUCGGAGGCGGCGGCCGAGGCGAAGGCCGCGGAAGUGAACCCGGUCUUGGUAGCAGUGGCUGAGGCGAUGGUGGAAAAGGAAGGCGUGAAGGAGGAGAAAGUGGAUGAAGAAAUGAAGGAGAUGAAGGAGGAGAAAGGAGAUGAAGUGAAGGAGGAGAAAGGAGAUGAAGUGAAGGAGGAGAAAGGAGAUGAAGAAGUGAAGGAGGAGAAGCCAGUAGGUGAGGAAAUAGAAAUGGCGGAGGAAAACCGGGCGGUGGCGGCGGUGGAGGAGGGGGCGGAGGGGGCAGGGCUGCCCCGGCCCCUGAAUGUGAAUUUCCGCGUGAACCUCCGCAUGAACCCCCUGGAGGCCAUCCAGCAGGAGCUGGACACGGUGAAUGCUCAGGCCGACAGGGCCUUCCAGCAGCUGGAGCAGAAGUUUGGCCGGAUGCGUCGGCACUACCUGGAGCGGAGGAAUUACAUCAUUCAGAACAUCCCGGGCUUCUGGGUCACCGCCUUCCGAAACCACCCCCAGCUGGCCCCCAUGAUCAGGGGCCAAGAUGCCGAGAUGCUGAGAUACAUCACCAAUUUGGAAGUGAAGGAAUUCAGGCACCCGAAAACCGGCUGCAAGUUCAAGUUCUUCUUCCGGAGAAACCCCUUCUUCAGAAACAAGCUGAUUGUCAAGGAAUACGAAGUCAGAGCCGGCCGAGUAGUGUCUCUCUCCACUCCAAUCGUGUGGCGUCGUGGCCAUGAGCCCCAGUCCUUCAUUCGCAGAAACCAAGACGUCGUCUGCAAUUUCUUCACCUGGUUUUCAGACCACAGCCUGCCGGAGUCUGACAAGAUUGCCGAGAUCAUCAAAGAGGACCUGUGGCCGAAUCCUCUGCAAUACUACCUGCUGCGCGAAGGAGUCCGUAGAGCCAGACGUCGCCCACUGAGGGAACCAGUGGAGAUCCCCAGGCCGUUUGGGUUCCAGUCUGGUUAA